Messenger RNA from Lecanosticta acicola, 1784 nucleotides. NCBI's taxonomy places the organism in Eukaryota, Fungi, Ascomycota, Dothideomycetes, Mycosphaerellales, Mycosphaerellaceae. The record is from the annotation of a GenBank genome assembly.
AUGUUUGGCCUGCUGUGCCUCGCGGGCCUCCUGGUGUGCACAUUGGCCGGCGACCGACACCAGAAUUCGUCGCCGAGUGACAGACCGGCUCAUGAUUCCAGGCCCACGGAUCAUGAUCAUGAUCACGAGCGUGUCCAGCUUCAGCCGGUACAUGGACGACCGACAACAGCUCGUGUCAGCCAGUGUCGAGAACUCUGCUUCCUUCUGCACAACAAAUGCCCCGACCACGUCUGCUUCCCCAAUUCCACGGCCUACGACGCCGGUCAGCAAUAUUGGUCUCGACAGCAGGCCGUCACCACACCGACAUGUCGCUUCAUGCCAAACUGCGCAGAACAGGUCAGCGACGCCAUGGUGGAUAUCAAGACCCUUCGAUGCCCCUUCGCAGUCAAGAGCGGCGGCCACGGUGCCUUUCAAGGGGCAAGCAACAUUCCCGAAGGAAUCACGAUCGACCUCUCUGCUCUCAACGACCUGCAAGUCGACCACGACAACAAGAUCACUCGCACUGGCACCGGCAAUCGUUGGGAGGAUGUGUACGCCAAGCUGGACGAGAUGCACCUGGCGGUCAUCGGCGGCAGGAAUGGUGAUAUCGGAGUCGGCGGCCUGACGCUGGGAGGUAAGUGAGUCAGCGGAACCCAACAUGCUCGCAACAGAAGAACGACAACACCAACUCAACACUCACAGGCGGCAUUUCCUUCUUUUCCGGCUCCCACGGCUGGGCGUGCGACAACGUGGCCAACUACCAGGUCGUCCUCGCAAACGGCUCCAUCGUCCACGCAAACCCCACCACAAACCCCAACCUCUACUUCGCCCUCCGCGGCGGCGGCAACAACUUCGGUAUCGUCACCCGCAUGGACCUCGAGACCUUCCCCCAAGGCCCCAUGUGGGGAGGCACCGUCUUCUACCCCCGCAGCGCCAACCGAUCCAUCAUCAACGCCUUCUACUGGUUCAACAGGAACGCCGCCAUGGAUCCCCGAGCGCACAACUACGUCGCCGCCGUCUGCUUCACCGGCGCCGAAUGCGGCAUCGCGAACGGAUACGCCUAUUCCCAGCCCGUCGCCAACGCUCCCAUCUUUGACAAUUUCACCAAGAUUCCGUAUACCACUUCGACAGCGCGCAUUUCCACCCUUUCGAACUUCACGGCGGAACUGAAAGCCUCGCAACCGCCGGGGUUCUAUCAGGCCUUUUGGACGCUGACGGUGCAGAAUGACGAAUCCCUGCUUGCGGAUAUCCUGAACGACAUCUUCUAUCCGGCUAUUCUUCCAUAUGUCAACACCACCGAGAACUUCGUCGGCACGCUUGCCAUGCAGCCCAUCACGGAAGCCAUCAUCCAGAACUUCGGCAAAAAUGGCGGCAACGCGCUGGGAGUGAACGGUUCGCAGGGCCCAUUAGUCAGUGAGUCCCCCCCUCCGGUCCCGGGUCAUUCGAUUUCCCCGUUACUGCUCACACUCACUCACACCCCCUUCCUUCCUUCUCUAGUCCUGAACAUGGACUGGCAAUGGUCCGACCCAUCCGCAGGCCCCAACAUCCUGGCGACCCAACGACGCAUCAUCGACGAGAGCCGCCAGCUCGCCGAGCGACGCGGCCUCGGCCAUCCGUUCCUGUAUCAGAACUACGCCUACGGUUCGCAGGAUGUCUUCGCGGGGUAUGGGGGAGAGAAUCGGGACAGGUUAGAGCAGGUCCAGAGAGACUAUGAUCCCGACGGCGUCUUCACGGACCUGCAGCCGGGAUAUUUCAAACUGAGGCUACGAGGCGGAGAAUUGAGUACGGGGCCAGGCCUGUGGUGA